AUGUUCCACGAGCCCGGCGCCGCUCCCAACGUGGGAUGGGCCUUCAUGUUCAGUUUGACUGCCAUCCUGGGAGCUUGGGGCGGAGGGACUCUGGGUCAAUCGGAUUGGACUCGGUAUGCCACGAAGCAAAUGGCACCGGUCCCCUCGCAGCUCAUAGCUUCACCAUUGACCAUUACUGUUACUGCUGUCAUUGGCAUCGUCGUGACCAGCGCGGCACGAGACAUUCUCGGUGGCGAGGUCAUCUGGAACCCGAUUUACCUACUUGCCGCCAUGCAGGAAUACUACGGCUCCAACUCUGGUGUCCGCGCUGGCGUCUUCUUUGGUGGAUUGGGUCUCGUUGCUUCCCAACUUGCUAUUUCCGUCGUGCUCAACGCCAUGUCCUGUGGCAUGGACAUGGCAGGUCUUUGGCCGCAGUACAUCAACAUUCGACGCGGAGCCGCCGUCAUGGCUGUAAUUGGCAUUGCAAUCCAGCCAUGGCAACUUCUCGCCACUGCUGCCAAAUUUCUUCAGGUCCUUAGCGGUUUUGGCGUCUUUUUGGCCCCCUUGACCGGCAUCAUGCUUGCAGACUACCAUAUUGUCAGGCAGCGCAAGCUCAAGAUCAACGAUCUGUAUCGCGGAGACAGUUCCUCCAUCUACUGGUACCGUGGCGGGUUGAAUUGGCGUGCACCGGUCGCCUUCUUCAUGGGCGCGUGGCCUAUGCUUCCUGGUCUGGUCGCCUCUGUUGACGCCUUCACAGAUCCUAGCUGGGUGGGUUGGAUCCGACUCUACAAUCUCACCUUCAUAGUCGGUCUAGCUAUCGGCUUUGUUGUGUUCCUGGGGCUGAACCUCGCAUUCCCUCCCCCUGGGCUGGGAGAGGAGGCAGAGUUUGAGCCCAUCAAUGACAGCAGGCCGGUGUCGUUCGACGGCCCAAGUCAUGCGCAAUUUGACGGCCACCAUGGACAGCAAGAGAAGACGGCACCAGUUUAUAUUGUGUAG
Molecule: messenger RNA, 975 nt
Organism: Metarhizium acridum CQMa 102
Lineage: Eukaryota; Fungi; Ascomycota; Sordariomycetes; Hypocreales; Clavicipitaceae
Biological process (GO): nucleobase transport; transmembrane transport
Cellular component (GO): plasma membrane
Molecular function (GO): nucleobase transmembrane transporter activity
Source: RefSeq, a predicted model, not a curated record